AUGUUCCAGGUUAUCAUUACAUACCAUUCGCCAAAAGAAGAUCUCAAUCAGUGGACAUUAGAAGACAAAUUAGUGAUAAGUUAUCAAAAUCGACGAUGGAGUAAAGUUUUGGAACAGAACCGUCCUUGUUUAUUUGUAAAAGAUGACACAAGCAGUAAAGAUUUACCCGCAUUUUCAUCAAAUUUGAAGGCAACAUUUGCAAGCACCAAUCGAUCUGGUCGAUCAGCAAUUAUACAGUCCAGAAACAAUCAAUUUCAGUUAUCGGAUCAGCAACAAAGCAGGAUUGAAACAAACUUGCACAAAGUCAUUUGUAACUCACCCGCAUCAAAAAUCCCACCUCAAACAUCAAGUAGCAUUUAUGGAAGGAAUAUUGAAGAAAUGGAAGAGAAAUUGGAUCAGUUCAAGAGUGAUGUCCUUGAUGAUAUCAUCCAAUGUGGUGUUUAUACGGAUAGCUCUAAAGCAAGAAAUAUGCCGAAUGCUUAUACUUAUUUCAGUGUUAUCCAGCAGUGUAUUUCAAAAAAUGUGAUAGAAAAUUCGACUCUUACAAUGGCAAAUUUACAGCAAGCAAUUAAUGAAUUACUCAGAGAUAUUGGUGUAUCCAAUAUUGAAGUGAAUAAGAUGAUUCAGAUAGCGAAUUCAAAGCCUACGAGUGAACAAGUGCCUAAUUACAAGGAUGAAGAAUUCGAGAGUGAUAAAGGUGAAUCUUUAUCAGUGAUUGCAUCUGUGGAAAGUGAUUCAGAUAAAUUAGCUAAAGAAGAUAAGUCCGUAGCGUCAAAUUUUGGAUCAGCAUCGAACAGAAGCACUGAUUCAUUCACGACAUCGAGCAAUUCUUCUCUAACUGAUACAUCUAAUUGA
Acanthocheilonema viteae is the source of this 855-nucleotide messenger RNA. Lineage: Eukaryota; Metazoa; Nematoda; Chromadorea; Rhabditida; Onchocercidae. The record is from the annotation of a GenBank genome assembly.